GCAUUUCAGUUGUUUGUACGACGGGUUCAGGUGCGGUGGCGGUACUAGUGGCACUCCGUCCAAUUAUCGGUCAAACCCAUUAUAAAACAAUAAAUAUCAAGACCGCUUCUGUUUCCAGUUUUAAGUUUCCAGUGUCCAGUAUUUGAGUAUUUGUGCAGCGCCCAUUUAGUUAUGUCGAUUCCGAUGAUUCAGCAACGGAUAAUUACUCAUGGCAGAUAGCUCCCUUAUAAUGCCGAGUGUUACGAGUGCCAAAAAGUUGUGAUAACCAAGUGUGUCCGCCACCGUGGAACAAAGUGCCAUGAAACUGCUGCUGAAAGUUCACUCGGAGCGCACGGCGCGCAGGCGACGAACUCCAGAGCCCAAUGUGACCCCCUCCCGGGACUCAUCAAGAAUCAAUAGCCACAAUGCCAAUGGCAACGGCAACGUAAAUCGCGGUCGCGAUAAAUCGCCAUCGAAGCGCGUCACGCGGAACACCAUCCUGCUGAUUACGCUCAUCCUGCUGGUCCUGGCCACUGCACUGGUGGUGCUCUACGUGGAGCUGAAUCGAUCACGGACCGAGUUGCCCAGAAAAAAAGCCAUCUACUUUGGCAAUAACUACGACCACGACACGUUUCCGAAUCUAGGAAACGGCCACCUGGUCAUCGACAGGAAGCAGUGGGGCGCCGCCAAGACCUCGCGAGACCUCACCAUUCCGCUAAAGUCGCCCAUUCCCUACGUCCUGAUCACCCACAUCGGAGUGCAAUCGCUGCCCUGCGAAAACGUCUACAAGUGCUCCAUCAAGAUGCGCACCAUCCAGGAUUCCGCCGUUGCCGAGAAGCAUUUGCCGGACAUUCAGUCAAAUUUUUAUGUUUCGGAUGAGGGCAACAUCUACGUAGGCCGCGGCUGGGACUGGGCCAACACGUAUGCUAACCAGACGUUAGCCGUUACCUUUAUGGGCGACUACGGCCGGUUUAGGCCCUCGGCCAAGCAAUUGGAAGGUGUCCAGUUUCUGCUGGCCCAUGCAGUGGCCAAUCGAAAUCUAGAGGUGGACUACAAACUAGUGGCCCAAAAUCAGACCAAGUCGAGCAAAAGUCCGGGCGCCUAUGUCUUUGAAGAGAUCCGGAACUGGCCGCACUUCUACGGCUGCAACAUGGACGGAGCUCCGGCCUGCGGCAUCGAACUGGGAAUGAAACCGGAAUCGUGGGAUAGCAAGCAAUAGCGACAGACUUCUUACCACCUAUGUGUAUCCAAGCACAAAAUAUAUUUAAUACUUAUACUAA
This is a messenger RNA of Drosophila elegans, 1259 nucleotides long. Its product is annotated as peptidoglycan-recognition protein LA. Gene Ontology annotation, molecular function: zinc ion binding; N-acetylmuramoyl-L-alanine amidase activity. The transcript is spliced from 5 exons. Gene Ontology annotation, biological process: peptidoglycan catabolic process. The coding region runs from base 299 to 1198 and encodes 299 amino acids. Lineage: Eukaryota; Metazoa; Arthropoda; Insecta; Diptera; Drosophilidae. The record is from RefSeq and is a predicted model, not a curated record.